Molecule: messenger RNA, 851 nt
Organism: Hemiscyllium ocellatum (epaulette shark)
Lineage: Eukaryota; Metazoa; Chordata; Chondrichthyes; Orectolobiformes; Hemiscylliidae
Gene: syndig1l
Product: synapse differentiation inducing 1-like
Exons: 3
Coding region: 1-726 (241 amino acids)
Cellular component (GO): membrane; intracellular membrane-bounded organelle
Source: RefSeq, a predicted model, not a curated record
AUGGAAAACCUGACAGAACUUCAGAACCCUCUGCUCGAGAAAAACAAUAAGCAUGAUUAUGGUUACCAGGACGAUUACAGUGAGCAGCAGCACUAUAAAGAGAAGAUUUUGAACUACUUUAUGAGCAAUGGUUCUGCCAAGAACAAACCCAAAGCCAACUUCACACAUCAGCUCCUGGACGCCAGCUCCCUGCAUCUGGCUGUCGAGGCCUUUUACAGACCAAACUUUAUUUUGUAUAAGGACGAGAUGAAAGAGGGUGUCAAGGAUUACAGGAACGACAGCAGUGAGACGACAUUCACUGAGAGGAAGAACUUGACGAUUGACUCCCCCGACCAUUCAGAAUCUAAACACGUGGACUACACAGAGAACGAUGUCAAAAUUCAAACUGUCUCCUAUGAGGUGGAGGAAGAGGAGUUUCAUGACUGUGAGAGUGACUGCUCAAGUGACAGUGAUAGCGAAGACAACUUUAUUAUGAUCCCUCCACGUGACCACCUGGGUCUGGCCAUCUUCUCUAUGCUGUGCUGUUUCUGGCCUCUGGGGAUUGCUGCUUUCUACUUCUCCCAAGGGACAAGCAAGGCCAUUGCGAAAGGAGACUAUCAGCGCGCAACCUCAGCAUCACGAAGAGCCCUAUUCCUAGCAGCACUCUCAAUCACCAUUGGAACAGGAGUGUAUGUGGGGGUCAUUGUGGCACUCAUUGCAUACUUGUCAAAGCCAGGACAUGUAUAGUGUUGAACUCCAAACUGGUCUUCAAAGUGAUGGUUCUUCAGCUGUUUGAUUAUCCAAUUUUAUUGCCCUGUUAAUUGAGUAACUUGUGUGUAUUUUUCAUUGUAUGACCAUUUUGGAUGUAGGGA